Hydra vulgaris (swiftwater hydra) is the source of this 1027-nucleotide messenger RNA. RefSeq lists its product as uncharacterized. The record is from RefSeq and is a predicted model, not a curated record. Lineage: Eukaryota; Metazoa; Cnidaria; Hydrozoa; Anthoathecata; Hydridae.
CUUAUAUUUACAUUUUUUGUAAAAUAUAAAAUAUAUAAUAACCUAAUAUAAGAGAUAUAUAUAUAAAUUGUACAUAUAAAUUUGUAUUUGCCUCGUAUUUACUGUCAUGGAAACUUACAAAGAACUAUUGACAGAUUACACUUCUAAAAUACCAUGUACUUUGUGCAACAAAUUUUCAGUUAAUGAUGGAUCCAUUAUUUGUAGUCAAUGUUUAAGUAGUUCAAGUGAUAUUGAAGACUUGAAUACGUUUGUUACAACAGGAUUGAAUUUGUUUACAAAGAAAAGUAUUAUGGAAAUAGCAUCUUCUCAAUUGCUAAAAUCUAUUUAUUCUGGUCAAUUAUACUGUUACAGACAUAACUGGUUUAUUGCUGGUGGAGAAGAUAAAAAAAAUCUUUCUGACGGAGAUCUCCUUAGUCUAUUGUCAGAAGAUCAAUCACAUGAUCUUUUUAAUGCUUUUGUUUUAGCUUUUAACAAGUUGAAGGAUAGUGACUAUGUAUUUAAAGUUUUAAUGCCUGAAUCAAUUGUAUUUUUAUUUGCUAACGCUAGUAAUGUGUCAAGAAUAAAGGCUGAAGUAGCUCUGAGUGCUUACAUUUCUGAAAGAGAUAAAAAACGUUUCUGUAGCUCACCAGAAGCAUAUUGUACGACUGUAAGACUGGUAUUCAAUCAAUAUUUACUUUUCAUUUAAUAUUUGUAGCAACAAGUUGUAGGAAUAAGUUAUUUUUUAUUAUUCAAACGCUCAACACUCAAAAAGAAAAAAACUAAAGUCUGCGAAAAAUUGCCGAUCUUAAACUGUUUUAGGUUGGCAUCAGGUCAGCAAUUACAUUUAUUCACAAAAGUUCCAUCAUAAAAAGUAGAAACGUAGAGUAUCAAGGUCGGCAAAAAAUUGCCAACGACAAACACUUUAAUAUUGACGGUUAGGUCGGCUUUUCCAAAUGCUGACCCUAAAUCCAAGGGCUGUUCACCAAUACUUUCAAAAUUUUAAAAAAUAUCAAAUAAUUGAAAUAUUUAGCUGACAACGAAAUAAGAA